GGGAAACCUUGCUUUACGGUGAGAGGCGCUGGCCUGGCCUGCAAGGAGCGCUCCUGAGGGGCUGCCGCCAACAUGAAGCAGAAGAGGAAAGGAGACCUCAGCCAUGCAGAGCUGAUGAUGAUGACGAUAGCUGACAUCCUAAAGCAAUUAAUUGAGGCUCAUGAGCAAGGAAAAGAUGUGAAUCUGAACAAGCUGAAAACCAAGACAUCAGCGAAGUAUGGACUUUCAGCACAGCCACGGUUGGUUGACAUCAUCGCUGCAGUUCCACCACAGUACCGCAAGGCGCUGGUCCCGAAGCUGAAGGCUAAGCCUAUAAGGACUGCUAGUGGGAUUGCUGUCGUGGCUGUGAUGUGUAAACCACACAGGUGUCCGCACAUUAACUUUACAGGCAACAUAUGUGUGUACUGCCCAGGUGGACCUGACUCUGAUUUUGAAUAUUCAACACAGUCCUACACUGGAUAUGAGCCAACAUCCAUGAGGGCCAUUCGGGCUCGAUAUGAUCCCUAUCUCCAGACAAGACACAGAGUGGAGCAGCUGAAGCAGCUAGGCCACAGUGUGGAUAAAGUAGAGUUUAUUGUGAUGGGUGGAACAUUCAUGGCCCUCCCUGAAGACUACAGAGAUUACUUCAUCAGAAACCUUCAUGAUGCCUUAUCGGGUCACACUUCCAAUAACGUAGCAGAGGCUGUCAGGUAUUCGGAGCGAAGCCUGACAAAAUGCAUUGGGAUAACGAUAGAGACCAGGCCGGAUUACUGCCUGAAGCGGCAUUUAAGUGACAUGUUGUCCUAUGGCUGCACCAGGCUGGAGAUUGGGGUGCAGAGCGUCUACGAGGACGUGGCCAGGGACACCAACAGAGGUCACACCGUGAAGGCUGUGUGUGAGUCCUUUCACUUAGCCAAGGAUGCCGGGUUUAAAGUGGUGGCACACAUGAUGCCUGAUCUACCAAACGUGGGCCUUGAAAGGGACAUGGACCAGUUUGUUGAGUUUUUUGAGAAUCCUGCUUUUCGCCCCGAUGGGAUGAAGCUCUAUCCUACGCUAGUGAUCCGUGGCACUGGUCUCUAUGAGCUCUGGAAGACUGGAAGAUACAAGAGCUACCCUCCCAGCACUCUUGUGGAUCUGGUGGCCAGAAUCCUGGCCCUAGUCCCACCGUGGACACGUGUGUACCGUGUUCAGAGAGAUAUCCCUAUGCCACUUGUCAGCUCUGGAGUGGAGCAUGGGAACCUGAGAGAGCUUGCCUUGGCCAGGAUGAAAGACCUUGGGACACAGUGUCGUGAUGUAAGGACAAGAGAGGUUGGAAUUCAAGAAAUUCACCACAAAGUGAGACCAUACCAGAUUGAAUUAGUUAGAAGAGAUUACGUGGCUAAUGGUGGCUGGGAGACCUUCCUCUCCUAUGAAGAUCCAGAGCAGGAUAUUCUUGUUGGCCUUCUCCGACUGCGGAAGUGUUCGGAGGAGUCAUUCAGAGCAGAGCUGAAAGGAGGCGUUUCCAUUGUCCGGGAGUUGCACGUGUACGGGAGCGUGGUGCCCGUCAGCAGUCGGGAUCCUUCCAAAUUCCAGCACCAGGGAUUUGGUAUGUUGCUAAUGGAAGAGGCAGAAAGAAUAGCCAAGGAGGAGCACGGGUCGUGGAAAAUUGCUGUAAUUUCAGGUGUUGGCACCAGGAACUACUACAGGAAGAUUGGCUAUGAGCUGGAAGGGCCUUACAUGGUGAAAAAACUGGACUGAUGCCCCAGGAAGUCCUCAUCUCCACCAGCUGCUGGGAGGGGAGGAAACAAGAUUCAUCCUGGAAAGCUACAAACCAAAGCCUGCCAGCUGCCAAGGACUUGCCCAUGGCAGCAAAUAGGGCAUGUCCACUGGGGAGUGCAGUUCUGAGACCUGCCCAUUGCCCCAGGAGAGGCUGGGGACAUUUCUUGUGUCUUGUUGCCUAUGUAAGCAUGACAAUAGAGGACUGAAGUGCAGCUGAACUGUAAGUUCUCAAUUUGGGGACUCUGUUGAACAGCCAAGUGGGAAAAACAUUCAUUGUAUCGAUGAUGCUGUCAGCAGGCUUUUGAUGUUUCAGCGUUGAAGCUGUGUGGGUCAUCUUGCAACGUGAAUGAA
This is a messenger RNA of Dryobates pubescens (Downy woodpecker), 2088 nucleotides long. RefSeq names its product elongator acetyltransferase complex subunit 3 (gene ELP3). Gene Ontology annotation, cellular component: nucleus; cytoplasm; elongator holoenzyme complex. The record is from RefSeq and is a predicted model, not a curated record. The transcript is spliced from 15 exons. Gene Ontology annotation, biological process: tRNA wobble base 5-methoxycarbonylmethyl-2-thiouridinylation. Lineage: Eukaryota; Metazoa; Chordata; Aves; Piciformes; Picidae. Bases 73 to 1716 code for a protein of 547 amino acids. Gene Ontology annotation, molecular function: iron-sulfur cluster binding; acyltransferase activity, transferring groups other than amino-acyl groups.